AUGGGACUUUGGAGUUCUCGUCCAUUAAGACUUGUAACAUACAAUUCCGUACGUUAUCACGCUGCUAUCAAAUUAGUCAACAUAUCGGCUAUUGUAAAUGAAAACCUCAACGAACAUUUACAACUUAAAAUUUUAAAAUAUUUCAGAAAACAUUUGAAACCAGUGACUUCGCAUGAACCAUACGAUUUAAGAAUAACAUCAAUUUUACCCAAAACUGGAGAUGUCCACUUUGAAUUUUACUCUCGUAAAUCGGAUCAGAAAAUUGUACAAGACCUACUCAACCAUAUGAUAGCCAAUGGUUCUCUGCCAGGACCUGGGACUGUGCCACUGGUAAAAACAGCUUUAUCCUUUCAGCAGGAACCAUCGUUGUGGUUAAAUAAAAUGGACGUGAACAAAAAUCGAGAUUCCAUACCCGAAGGAGAACCUUUCAUUAUAUCGUGCAUAGCCCAAGGUCCUCCAGAUAUGCAAUUCAAAUGGUUUAAAGAUGGAAUCCCAAUUAAUACGUCAAUAUCAACCAGAAACAUUUGGACGAAAAUCAAGAAAACGGACAAACCCGAUUACAAGUCUUCCAUGUUGGUGAUCGAACACGCUGACAUCUUAGACUCUGGAAAAUUUACGUGUCAGGUGUCCGACCACUCACACCAACAGUGUCAAUCAGUAGCGUUAACCGUGAUCCCUCUGCCGGAAGUCAUAAUGAAACCGUCCGUAACGGUUAAACCUGGGGACAAUGUGACGAUUAUGUGUUUUUUGAAAAACGAAUUCACGAAGUUUGGGAACACGUGGCUGGAUAGUGACAUGCAUUUGGUGAAGAUCGACAAAAACGUGUACUGGGAAGACUUGCACCGCGGUGGCAGUGUACUGUACGUGAAGAACAUAACGUCGUCGGCAGAGUACAGGUGCGAAGCUUCCAACCGAGCGGGCAGGCGUAAUGCCACCGUGUACGUUGACGUGCUCAACACGAGAGUGAUGGCGCAUUGCGUUGCCGACGGCGUUUGGCCGCUGACCGGCGCCGGAAAAUCGGCGUCCUCGGAAUGUCCGAAAAAUAGGUCGACCAGCUACGCAUCUCGUACUUGCGUGCUGACCGCGGCCAACCGCACCGAAUGGCAGAAAGCCGACUAUUCGCGGUGCGCGCCGGACGAUCUAAACAAAAUCACCAUGAACUUUCGCAAAAAAACAUUGGGAUACGAUAAGGUCAACGUGACGGCCGCGAAAACGUUGAGUUCGCUAUACAGCGAUCUUCACUCCACCGCUGUAUGGUAUCCGGGCGAGGGCGAGCCUGUCAUCGAUUUCCUCGUGUCCGUCACGUCGUACUUACAGAAAUCGUCCGAUUUGGCUGACCUAGACCAAGCGUCCAUCAGCUUUGACAACAUACUCAGCAUGCUGUUGGAAAACGAUUCGGUGGUUAACGAAAAGAAAAUCGUUCAGCUUCUGGAUAUGAUCGAGACGUGGACGCUGUUAAAAGCGUUUUACUUGUUCACCAACGAAGGAAUUAAACAGUACACCAACCAGAUCGAAAAUAUACACGUCGCGUCAGCCUCGGAAGUAGUGACAAGUGACAGAAGAAAUAUGACGCACCGGUUUUAUGACAAACAAACCAUUAGGCCCUCACAACAACCAAAAGUAAUCGUGUCAAUGUGUGACGUUCAAAUCGACAAAUGGAUUAACAAAUCGUUCAAUGUAGGAGUUACGACGUUCAGAAAUCUAUCGGAGUUUUUUCCUAGAAAAUAUUUCAUAAACAAGAGCAAAGACGGCGAGAUCGAGUACAGCGUGAUGACGCCAAUGGUGUCGGUCAGCGUAGCGCAGGACGAUCAACGGAUACGCAAACAUUGGCCGACCAUUGUUACCGAGUUGGAGUUCGACCUUACGUUGCCGUGGCUGGUAAACGGAACGUGGAACGUGACGUGCGUGACCAUGGCCAGGCUAGCCGACCACCAGUGGGACAUGUCAUCCUGCCGGGCGGUCAACGUCUGGUCACCGUUGUCCAACGUUACCCGUUGCCACUGCCCGUCAGCCGGUCUGUUCACCGUACUCGCUAGAGUGAUGCCACUGGACGAAGGAGGUCAAAGUACUUCAAAACAAGAUGUGAUUAUCGUGUUCGGGUGUGCUUGUUGCCUGGUGCAAUCGGCGAUGUCUCUGAUGUUGCUGGUCACUCAAUGGGUUAAACACCCGACGUGCAUUGUGUACUUGAAGAUACAGCUGUGCUUCGCAAUUAUAAUCCAGAUGUGCAUGUUUCUGUACGCAACGAAAAAUAACGACUAUGGAUAUUUUUCGCUGUACUUGCAAAUAGUGACCAUAGUGGAGAUAACGUCGCACUUGAGUCAGUUGCUCAUCGUCUACACGGAGAUAAUUAGUUUCCCGCAGUUUUCCAAUAUUAAACUUCCCAUUAUUGGCGUAGCGACAACUGCACCAGUGUUAUUUGUGCUCAGUAUCAUGUUAAGUCUGAAUAUUAUCGGCGCUAAGCCUAUUCGACCAUGGUGGUCGUGGGAAAAUUCUGCGUUUAUAUACGUUUAUAUCAUAAUCAUUGUGCUGCUGAUGAUUAUGUACUUGUCAGUAUUAACGAUAACCGUGCCUAAGUUGAAAUUUAUAAAACAAAAACUUCAACGGAACACACCGACAAGUAUGAAAAAAAGAAUGGAACUUAUAAUCAGAUCAGUAGCUAUCCUGUUAACCGUCAUCGUGACGACCGUUUCCAGUAUCCUGCACAUAAUCUACAUGGAAGACUUUUCCAAGUAUAUUUUCAGUUCAUCGUGUGCCGUACAGGGUUUCGUUGUGUUGUAUUGCUACGUCUUGCACUCGGAAGAUCCGUUUGACUUGAGAACCGUUUAUCGACCGAAAUCGUCACCGCAACAAUCAAGCGAUGAUAACCAAUCGGAUUCUGCCGGAAGUCCGUUGAAACGUUUCUCUAAGAACACAAUAGAUUACGAGAUAAAACAAUCGAUUAAGAGUGACAUACUGGAAAUAACAGAUAAUCCGCAAGAGUAUUUUAUCACUCAAGAAAAGCCAGUAUCGAUUGUCAGCAACCUUACUAGCUCGUUAAAAAAACUCGAUAGCAAUACCGAGCCUAAAAAGUCUGUGACAUUUCGGCAUGACUUAAUCACAGGGUGUCACGAAAAGUCGUCGGACGACCACGACACUGACAGUGGAUGCGGCGAUUACUGUGGCAGUGGAGAAAAGAGUUGUUGUUCGUACCGGAACAACAGUCGGUCACCAUUAUUGGAGACGACGGCUAUCGAUUCUGCAGACACGGUAUUGGUGGACGACUGGCAGAUGGUGGACUUUGUAGAUGCCUCUCAGCCUACCUCGAUGGCGCCACUUCCGGCCGGAAGCGACACUUCUAUCCGGUGCGUGGUGCAACCACCACCCGACAUGUUGGCCACGCACGUGUGCGUUGAAGUCGGACUGGUCAAACAGCAUGCCACCACCUCGGAUGGUUCCCCGACAAUCGUAGUGUGCAGCGUGGAUGUAGAACCAUGCCGGCAACCACAUAUGUUAUUCAUGUCGUCGUCGACGACACCCGAACCUGGGACAGACGGCUCCGGUGGUGACAGUAACGACGAUGACGUUCUGGACCGAAUAUCCCAAGACCUGGACUAUCUGCUGAACCGGAAGAACGUCGUCGACUCGAACGUGGUCGAGUCGGAUGGCGACGGUGACGCUGAUCGCAACCAGAAAAAGAAAACCAAAGACCUAACCUAA
Molecule: messenger RNA, 3696 nt
Organism: Macrosiphum euphorbiae (potato aphid)
Lineage: Eukaryota; Metazoa; Arthropoda; Insecta; Hemiptera; Aphididae
Source: the annotation of a GenBank genome assembly